Daphnia carinata is the source of this 5032-nucleotide messenger RNA. RefSeq lists its product as uncharacterized. The coding region runs from base 173 to 5026 and encodes 1617 amino acids. Gene Ontology annotation, molecular function: protein binding. The record is from RefSeq and is a predicted model, not a curated record. Gene Ontology annotation, biological process: regulation of transcription by RNA polymerase II. The transcript is spliced from 4 exons. NCBI's taxonomy places the organism in Eukaryota, Metazoa, Arthropoda, Branchiopoda, Diplostraca, Daphniidae. Gene Ontology annotation, cellular component: nucleus.
UGAUUUUAUUUGCAAGUGUGUGCGGUUUUUUUUGAUCUCGUCCAACGAGAAGAAGAAAACCGGGAAAACCGAACGCGACCGAAAAAAAAAGAAAAAAAGUUGGCCAAAAAUCCGCCAAUCUGGCUCCCGCUCGUGUCGAAUGUAACACGACUUGGGCGAGGGCUGGAACAGCAUGGGCAGCCCGAAUGAGGCGGCCACAGAGCCUGGACCCGGCUCAGGACCGCCUGACGGUGGUCCUGCCACACAUCACGACGAAGAUGCGGCGACUGUCGAUCCGCCGCCGACGUUAGCCGCCAAUAAUAACGAAGAGGCUGGCCGGAGUGGCAACAGCAGCCCGAGUAGCACGACGGGCAGCACAGGUAGCACGAGCAGUGGUAGCAGUUCGAGCGCAUCGAGCGAGAAUCAUAGCAGCGCCACCGCUGCCAGCAAGAGAGCCAAUGGCAAACACGGCGGACGCAGAUGGAAAGCCGAGCAUCAGCCGCUCCGCAAAGCGACGUCGCCGCCGCCGGCCGUCGAAGAAGAAGAGGAGCGGACGAUUGCGGACGAAGUGGUGACGUCACUGCCGCGGCCGGAAGUCGUCGUGACUCCGAGUCGCUUGAAUCGAACGAUGCAGACGUCGGAAGAGUCGGACGACGAUGACGGCAUGGACGUCGAUAGGAAAUCGACGCCCAGCAGGCCAGCCAGUCCGUUGGUCGAUCCAUCGGCGAAAGAAGGCGAACAACAACAACAACAACCACUGCAGGAUCAUUAUUGCUUGCGCUGGACCAAUCACGGUAGUCACGUGCUGGGCGUCUUUGCCCAGCUCCUUCGAGACGAGUCGCUGGUCGACGUGACGCUGGCCGCCGAGGGCCGUUCUCUCCGAGCUCACAAAAUGGUCCUCUCGGCCUGUUCCAGCUUCUUCCGGACGCUCUUUGUCACGCACUCUGACCAGCGUCAUCCGAUCGUCAUCCUCAAAGACACAAAGUUUACCGAACUCCAGUCGCUCCUCCAGUUCAUGUACAAGGGCGAAGUUUCCGUCGAGUACGGACAACUGGCCACUUUGCUCAAGACGGCCGAAAAUCUGCGCGUCAAAGGAUUGGCCGACGUCACGACGACGGCGGCGGCAGCCGCUGCGGCCGCCACCAGCCAGCCGAAGAAAGCGGACGAAUUGGACGAAGAGGAAGAAGAGGAAGAAGACGAGGACGAAGAGGAAGAAGAUGAGGAGGACAUGUUUGACGAAGAGAUGGACGACAACCCGAUCGUGAUUGAACGCAACGCCCUGGCUUCCGGAUUGUCUUCUCUGACGGACUCGGUCGGGCGGAUGCAGCGACGCCAACGGCGUCGACAUCAUUUGCACAACCUGAGCAAUCCUUAUCGACGAUCUCUGUUGCAAUCGCAUCCGAAUCACCAAGUGAAAGCUUCCGGACGAUCGGGCCUCGAUGGCGAAUCGCUGGCCAAUCAUCACCGACUAGUACAACAGGGCGCCGGUGGUGGCGGCGGCGGCGGCGGCGGCGUCCAUUACCAGCACCACAUCAAGCGACGGGGCAUCGUCAACGACGACGACGAUGAUUCUAUAGUUCCGCUGGAUCUCAUCCAUCCGGAAGUGAUUCAAGAUCUCUCUUCCAACGCCGCUUCCUCCGUCGAUCGACGCGCUCACCACUCUAGGCGGAAUAACAACACGACUCCUCAGGCCAAUCACGUCCUGCCGGCCGAUUGGAAGCCUCCGGGCCAACUCCAGCAUCCGCCGCGGAGGCAGCUCAAACCGUCUCUCAAGUCCAAUCAUCAACACAACCACCACCACCACAAUAAGACGCAGCAUCGCAACAACGAUCCGCCGCCAUCCGCAAAUGCUUCCGGCAACGCGUCGGCCAUCCGCCAUCCGGACGACGGCGAUCACAAUCAUCGCUUUAAAAGCGGCGGUGGUGGGCCGCCGGAAGACGCCAACGAUGCCGCACUCGACGGCCAAGAAUCUCAUGCGGAUUCGAUGGCUCAAGAUUGCGGCACGGCUCAAGAUCUCCGCCGGAUGCCUCCGCAUUCGCCGCUUCAAUUGUCUCCGUCGUCGUCCUCGCCGCCUCUCCUCCCAACUGACGCUGCAGCCGGUGGCGCCGCCACGUCGGGCGGCGCUUGUGCGGCCCAUCCGCACCAUCGCUUCCGUCACUGGAUGAUGGAGGAGGAGAGCGACGAGAGUGGCGACGAGGUGGAAGACGAGGACGUUGAGGAUAAAAUGUUUAUGGAAAAUCGUCGACAGGGUACAAGUCGUAGUCACAACACUUCCGCAUCGAAUGCUCAUCAUCAUCCGCCUUCAAAUCUAUCCAUCGGUUCGCCUCAGCAUCUUCCAAUGUCGUUGAUGAAAAAGGAAGCGGGAGAUUGGAACGAUUCGGCGGCCAAUUUACCGGAAGCUUCCGGUUCAGCGGGAGCUAGCACGGCCGGAGUAGAUUCACUUCGUUCACCUGGCUCGUUUUCUUCCAACAGUUCCGAUUACGAACGCAACGCCGACGCCGAUCAGUUCUCUGACGGCCAGAUGCCGACGGCCGAGGUGGUGAUCGAAGAGGGCGAGUAUCUCAACUUCUCCGGCAGCGGAGGAGGAGCCUCUAGCGGACUAAGGAUGAGGCACGGCGGCGGAGGCGGAAGGAAGAGCCAUCACAGCCAUAAAACAGCGUCUGGUGGCGAUCUGGCCAACCACCAUCAACAACAACAGCAACAUCGCAGCAGUAGCGCCAACGCCGCCGCCGGAAGCAGCAUUCAUCCGGCCGGCCGACCCAAAAGGUUCCUCUCGUUCCCGGAAGGAGCCGCCUCUGUCGCCGAAGGCUCUGCGCAUCACUCGUCUGCAGGCGGCGUCAGCGGCGGACGGGGUCAGAAGGGCGGCGGAGGAGGAGGAAGUGAUUACCGCGACGAGGUCUCGGUUGUCGUCAGCCGUUCGGGAGCGGGCGGGAGCGCGUCGGCAGCGAACGAAACGUCGUCUUCGUCCAAUUUCCUGUCGUCCAUUUUGCCGAUGGUGGUGCCGCAAUUCGACUUUGGCAUGCGCUUCGCCGGCAUGCCGUUGGCCAUGCCCUUUGCCGGAAUCAAUCCAUCCCAUUACCGGAGUAGUAACAGUAACGCCUCUGGUGCAGCUAGUCGGUCGGGUAACAAUACGCCCCGACCCGGACCAUCUUCCUCAUCGUCUUCCUCCCAUCAGUUACAACAACAACAACAACAACAACAACAAUCAAAACAGCAACAGCAGCAACAGCAACAACACAAUGCGGCGGAUGGAGAAGAGUCGGGCGCCGGCGGGCCCGGAUCGCAGCGCAGCGGUGCCAGUAGCACGGCCAGCGAUGUGGGCGUGUGCCGCGACUCUCCGUCAUCGUCUUCCGCUUCGACGAGGGCCGUGGUCGCAUCCGGCUUCCCAUUUCCGACGUCCAUCUCGCUGAUUGAAUCUCACGUGGGCGUCGGCUUCACGCUCGGCUCGCGCGAGAAACCGUACAAGUGCGAGCAGUGCGGCCAGUGCUACAAGUACCUGUCGGCCUUCACCAAACACAAGGAGCAAAAUCACACGGCCCGCUUGCCCGGCGAGAAGCCGUUCCGCUGCGAAAUCUGCGGAAUGCAGUUCAAAUAUCUCAAAUCCUUCAAGAAACACCGGCUCAAUCACGCUGUCGAGCGGCUGCACGUCUACCCGGGCAACGUUCGAUCCAUGUCGAUGCCCGGCGGAGGCGGGGCGGCCAUGGCGGCCGGAUCGCUGGCUGGAUUCAUGGGCGUCAACAUGAUGGAGGAGCGCAGCGUUUUGGAAAUGCUGGCCAGGCCUCAGCAUCACCACCACCAUCACCACCACCGGAGUAGCCGAGGGGACGGCCUGUCCGGCUCGUCUGCCUCCGGAAGCCAAGCGGAAGCGAGGGCCCGACUGCACGGAGCCGGAGGGAACACGACGUCGAGCGGCAACGCCGACGGUAGACGAUCGUCCAGUCCGUCCAGCGAUCAGCGGCUGGGCAGCGCUCACAUCAAAUCCGAAGUGGAAGUCGUCUCUUCCGGCGACGAGCAAGAUAACAUGAUGGACGACGAGACGACGAGCGACCGGCUCAUGAGCCAAGAAGAGGCCGUCGCGGCCCAGCAGCACCAACAGCAAUUUGCGUCGGCUGCUGCCGGACGAUCGGCCUCGGCCGGCCAACAUUUGUCGCAUCCGCACCACGGACACCACUUGUCGCAGCAGCAGCACCAGAACCGGCAGCUGCUGAUGCAGCACGCCAAAUUCACGGCCGGAAGUCCAGCCGCUAGUCCGGCUUCGUCGUUCCUCCAAGGAGCGUUGCAGCUGCAGAGGCAACACCAAGUGGCCCAGCACCAAGCGGCCCUCAUGGCGGCCAACUUCCUAGCCGCUCGAGGAGCCGGGAACGCGGCGGCAGCGGCGGCGGCCGUGGCGGCCGCCAUGCCUCCUCCGCCGGGACUGGAACGGCUUCAACCGCAGCAGCAAUCGACGGCAUCGGAUCCAUCGGGACACGCUCCGACCCAGUCGGAAGAAGGUCAGUCAGAUAGGGAAGGUUCCGACGACGGUGAGACGAGCAAUAAAGGGUCCGGAAGGAAAACCACUCCGCCAACGGCAGCAGGCGCUGCUGCCGGCGGAGGAGGAGGAGCAGGAGGAGGUGGUCCCGGACCUUUCCUGCACAAUCUCAUCCGCGAUUUCAGUUCGGCGGCGGCGGCGGCAGCAGCUGCGGCCGCCGUUGCCUCCACCAGCCGGCCCUCGUUGGUCAAUUCGGCCACGUCUGGCGCCGCUGUGGUGCCGGGAGUGGCCGGCAUGACUGGACCGCCGCCCGAAUACGAUCCAGGCCGUCCGCAUUUGUGCCCGUUCUGCGGCAAGGGCUUCCGGGCUAAAGAGAACUUGAAGCUCCACAUCCGCAAGCACACGGGCGAGCGUCCGUUCGAGUGCGAAUUCUGCGGCCGAGCCUUUGGCGGCAAGAGCGACAUGAACCGUCACUUGCGGAUUCACACGGGCGAACGGCCCUACCGAUGCGACGCCUGCGGUAAAACAUUUGCUCGAGCCGAUUAUCUCUCCAAACACCUGUCCACUCAUCUCGUCUGAACCCGU